CCGCUGAGCCAAUCGCGCGUGGGGGCGGCGGGCGGAGGGCGCUGCCAAGAUGGAGGAGUACGCGCGCGAGCCGUGCCCCUGGAGGAUAGUAGAUGACUGUGGAGGUGCUUUCACCAUGGGAGCCAUCGGAGGGGGCAUUUUCCAAGCUAUCAAGGGGUUCAGAAACUCCCCAGUGGGUAUGAACCACCGGCUGCGGGGCAGUUUGACAGCCAUUAAAACAAGAGCUCCACAACUGGGAGGAAGCUUUGCUGUCUGGGGAGGUCUCUUCUCCAUGAUUGACUGCAGUAUGGUCAGAAUGAGAGGGAAAGAAGAUCCAUGGAACUCCAUCACGAGCGGAGCCCUGACUGGAGCCAUUUUAGCUGCAAGAAAUGGACCCGUGGCCAUGGUGGGGUCUGCGGCCAUGGGAGGGAUUCUCCUGGCUUUAAUUGAAGGAGCUGGCAUUCUGCUAACAAGAUUUGCCUCCACACAGUUUCCAAACGGCCCUCAGCUUUCAGAAGACCCCUCCCAGCUGCAGCCCUCUCCCUUUGGUGACUACAGACAAUACCAGUGAUCACCCUCCUCCUCCUGCCUCACCUCCACUGGGAUUCCAACUGCUGGAGGCCCAAGGUGUGGUAUGUCUUUACACCAGUGGGAAUCUCUUCCACAACCCAUGCCCAGGACCUUCAGCACAGUGUAAAGCCACGCAGGGGGACUUUUAGAAGCUGACAAAUCUAUUUAUUGGUGAUAGAUUCCAUUGCUGUAACGUUAACAAGUGUCUGAGACAAUACACGGAGAUUUAAGACAAGGACCGAAGUGAAA
This is a messenger RNA of Colius striatus (speckled mousebird), 798 nucleotides long. It is a transcript of the gene TIMM17A, whose product is annotated as translocase of inner mitochondrial membrane 17A. Gene Ontology annotation, molecular function: transmembrane protein transporter activity. Gene Ontology annotation, biological process: protein import into mitochondrial matrix. NCBI's taxonomy places the organism in Eukaryota, Metazoa, Chordata, Aves, Coliiformes, Coliidae. The transcript is spliced from 6 exons. Gene Ontology annotation, cellular component: mitochondrial inner membrane; TIM23 mitochondrial import inner membrane translocase complex. The coding region runs from base 50 to 550 and encodes 166 amino acids. The record is from RefSeq and is a predicted model, not a curated record.